AUGAGCAUGUCUAUGAACAGACCCUCGAAUAACUGCAGCCUGGAAGUAAUCAAAAGCACAACUGCCGGAGUUGGUAAUUUAAACGAAACGCUCGAUCGCACCGAAAAUGAUGCGACGCACCCAAUAUUGCGCAGUGAUCACCGACAUCAGGGUGAACUGGUCCAAUGCUUGACGUGCCGCAUGCAAUUCAUGAUUCUCUUUAGCGACAUUUGCGCACACUACAUUUUUACGCACAAUCGCAAGAAUUUCAGUUGCUACGCCGCCAAUUCGUACAAGUGUUUGUACUGUACGCGCGACGUUCAUUAUUUCCAGCGAGCCGAGAAGUCGAAUCCAGAAAUCUAUCACUUUUGUUCGCCGCGGAAACAAACUUAA
This is a messenger RNA of Drosophila gunungcola (fruit fly), 372 nucleotides long. RefSeq lists its product as uncharacterized. The record is from RefSeq and is a predicted model, not a curated record. NCBI's taxonomy places the organism in Eukaryota, Metazoa, Arthropoda, Insecta, Diptera, Drosophilidae.